UGAUCACUCCUUCCCUCACUCCAACUUCAAAAACAACUUCUCCAUUCUCUCCUUAGAACACAAAAAAAAUGGUGAUGAUGAAAUUGAAAGUUCCACUCUUCACACUCUCACUUGUUCUAACAUUCCUCUUCAAUCUCACCACCAUAACUUCAGCAGCCACCGCUACAUCACCGGCACCAUCACCAUCAUCAGCACCAACAGACAUUAUCCGAGUCCUCAAAAAAGCCGGCGGAUUCACCACGCUUAUCCGCCUUCUCCAAACAACACAAGUAGCUACACAAAUCAAUGCACAACUCCUAAACUCAAACAAUGGAUUGACACUCUUUGCACCAAAUGACAAUUCAUUUUCUACCUUAAAACCUGGUUUUCUUAAUUCUCUUAAUGAUCAACAAAAGAAUGAGCUUAUUCAAUUCCAUGAACUACCCUCUUUUGUUUCGAUAUCAAAUUUCGAUACUUUAAGUAAUCCAGUUAGAACACAAGCUGGUGAUGAUCCUGAGAGGUUAGCAUUGAAUAUUACAAGUUCAGGGAAUUCAGUGAAUUUAACAACUGGUGUUGUUAAUGCUACUGUUGGUGGUAGUGUUUAUUCUGAUCAUCAACUUGCUAUUUAUCAAGUUGAUAAAGUUCUUCUUCCUAGAGAUUUUUUUGUUCCUAAGUCUCCUCCACCGGCUCCGGCACCCGAAAAGAGUAAGGAUGGUUCUAAGAAAAAAUCUGCAGAUGGUCCUGCUUCUGCAGAUGAUACUGAUAAAUCUGAUGCUAUGAGUUUGAAGGACAAAAUUGGAAUUAUGUGGAUUGUCGCGGUUGCUUCAGUAAUUGUGUUUUCAUUGUGACAGUUAUGAGAGGUUGAAGAAAGUUAUCAUUAUUGUUGUUUGUUUCAUUUUCAUCAUUCAUGUGUUGGAUUGGGUGGGAAUUUUGUAGCAUUUUUCAAUGAUUGUCAUUUAUUUUUUGGUUUCUGUGUUUCUUAAGAAUCAAGCAAGUUUGUAGUGGAAAUUGUAUUCAAGUUGUUAUGCAAAAUUACAUUAUGUCA
This is a messenger RNA of Trifolium pratense (red clover), 1024 nucleotides long. Its product is annotated as fasciclin-like arabinogalactan protein 12. Bases 69 to 827 code for a protein of 252 amino acids. The transcript has a single exon. Lineage: Eukaryota; Viridiplantae; Streptophyta; Magnoliopsida; Fabales; Fabaceae. The record is from RefSeq and is a predicted model, not a curated record.